GACUGAUAGGGUUGGUGGAUGUACGUUCUUAAAUCGUUCUGUGUAUUAGUCAAGUGUGUUUUUUCAUCACCCUAAUAUAAAUAAAUUUAGGAAUAAAUUUAGUAUAAAAUUACUGUGAUUUAAUUUGUUUAUUUGCUUAAAGUAGUCCUAAAUAGAAUUGACACGAUUCGAAAGUAAGUUAUUACGUGGUUUGGAACGUCAAAGUGAAUGUACCCAUCAGCGAAUGAAUGACAAAUUAAAAAAGUUUUAUUUUUCUUAUAUUGGUACGAGAUUUUAUUGAUUGUUUUCUUUCAAGAUUUUCGGCCAGACGGCGACUGAAAUUGCAAGUUACUGUGAUAUAUUUAUUUUCAAUAAUUAACUUUUCUUAUCAAGCAAUUAAAUGAUCAGGGAUAUCGAGUUAUGUCUAUAAGUAAUGGAAGGUACAGAACUGGGUGGCGACCAGCAAUUCUGUUUGAGAUGGAACAAUUUUCAAGCGAAUAUAACAUCUCAAUUCGAGGCACUGCGCGAUGAUGAGGAUUUCGUGGAUGUCACCCUGGCAUGCGAGGGACACAGGCUGGAGGCCCAUAAAGUGGUUUUGUCGGCGUGUAGUCCUUAUUUCAAGGAAUUAUUUAAAAAUAAUCCAUGUCCUCAUCCGAUAAUAUUUAUGCGCGAUUGCGAGGUAUCCCAUGUACGCGCAUUACUCCAGUUUAUGUACGUGGGACAAGUAAACAUUGCCCAGGCACAACUCAGCGCAUUCUUGCGGACUGCCGACGCUUUACAAAUUCGCGGCCUCACAGACUGCUCACAACACAACGACAAAAAAGCAAAUCGAAAGUCUCCCCCUUCCCAAUUACGUAAUUUGCUCAGCGCCAAGCCUUCACAUUCUACCUCCUCCUCCAAAGCCGCAAGCCAAAAUGUGGAAUCGACUUCUGCCGAUGACCAAGAAAAGAGCGGAAAUCGCCCUUCUGCAAGGAAUUCUCCUGAAGUGCCCAGAAAUAAUCUCAGCGAAGAUGCUCCCUUUCAAAGUUCUAGUCAAAUGAGGCCUAAUAAUGAUGACUAUAGCCAAACUUGUAACUACCCUGCUUUGCGGGUAAAAACUGAUCUCGAAGCUACAGAUGUGAAUAAUGAAGAAAAUGAUAUUCUUAUGGAUCCUGGUGACGCGGAGAAAGAAAGCAAGUGUCAAGAUUUUAGCGCGACGGAUCUGUUAGAACCAAAAAUGGAAGUCCUAGAACAAGAAGCCAGUGAUGAAGAACGAUCGGGCUUUCAGCAAUUAUAUUAUAGCGAAAACAAUACUCUCGCAAAUCCUUUCGCCACUCUUCAAGGUAGUAUGGAUCUCAUGACUGGGAUGAACGCGGAGCUGAACGAGAACGCCGAAGUUGCAGGCCGUUGGGACGGACGAAGGAAUCGGCCGGUGCCCGACGCGGUGUGGUUGGAGCAACAUCGCCGCGCUUUGCCCUUCGUGCUCAAGAGAGAAAACGAACGGGCGCCCGCGCCGAGACUCAUAAAGCUCGGCGAGGGCGUCGAGAUCCGCGAGGACCUGCUGAGGGGCGUCAAGUGGGGGGACUACAGGAAGGUGACGCGCGGGCUGGCGGCGGCGCUGUUCUCGCCGAUCGAGCUGGCCACGUGCUCGGUGACGGGGCAGCGCUGGUCGCGCGCGGGGCAGGAGGCGCGCCCCACCAAGCCGCCGCUGGACCGCCGCCGCGUGCACGCGCUCAUCUCCUACGUCAGCCGCCACUUCCCCGACGUCGAGGUGAGCCGCAUCAAGCAAGUGCUCGCCUACAAGUGCAAGGAGAACUGCGCCGCGCUCAGGAUGCGGACGGCCAGCGAGUCGAGCAACUACCUGCUGAGCGCGGCGGGGCGCGCGCCGUGCGACGACGCGCCCGCGCUCGCGCCGCCCGCCGCCCGCGCCUCCUACUCCACCUUCGAGACAUCAAAAGGGGGCGGAUCGGGCGCGGGCGGCAGCGGCGCGGGAGGCGCAGCG
Messenger RNA from Zerene cesonia (dogface butterfly), 1960 nucleotides. Its product is annotated as protein tramtrack, alpha isoform-like. Gene Ontology annotation, cellular component: nucleus. The transcript has 8 exons. The annotation marks the transcript as partial. Gene Ontology annotation, molecular function: DNA binding; protein binding. Gene Ontology annotation, biological process: regulation of transcription by RNA polymerase II. The record is from RefSeq and is a predicted model, not a curated record. Lineage: Eukaryota; Metazoa; Arthropoda; Insecta; Lepidoptera; Pieridae.